Molecule: messenger RNA, 997 nt
Organism: Talaromyces proteolyticus
Lineage: Eukaryota; Fungi; Ascomycota; Eurotiomycetes; Eurotiales; Trichocomaceae
Exons: 1
Coding region: 116-997 (293 amino acids)
Source: RefSeq, a predicted model, not a curated record
GUUUUUCUGAAAUUUCAAAGAUCGCAAACCUAAUCUACACACUAUUGAUUGAGCACUCAAACCCAUUUUAUCAUCACUGCUUUGUUGCAGCUGGCCUUCGUAACUAUCGUUCAGCAUGGCUGAAAAAGAGAUUUCGGAUUUAAUAAGCAGGCUAAAUCUACAUUCAACAGAGCGGCGGUAUACAUAUACCGUGGCUUCGGAUGAGAACAAAACCGAUAAUUCAAAGUCUCACAAAAGGCGGUUUCGACAUCGGCCGAAGUCACAAAAAAGUGACAACCACAAAGACCUCCCGCAGCAGAACCACGUACCAACGCAAAAGAACGAUCAGAGCUCAAGAGGUACAAAAAAAGCGGAGAGACCAGAGAAACCUCCAUUAAUCAAAGCCGAUUCAAGCUCGCAGUUGAACCGCAGAGACCAACAAAUUUCAAAAGAGGAAUUCGUUGGAAAUGAUAGCUCGUUACUAAUAACACCGCCCUACCAUGCCUACGUAGUUCAGAUCAUGCACCCCUCUGAAGUGAUUGAGAGUGUAUGUUCGUCAUUAGUAGACGCAAACAACCGAGCCUUGAAAUACCUAGAAAUACAGCAUGGCAUCAAGGCAAACGAAAUAUCGGACAAGAGAGGCCUCUUUGGCCAAGCUGUCUCGACAGCCAAAGCUACGAAAAGGACGUGGAAUCCUACGGGGACUCUUGAGAUUCUCACCCGUGGAGGAUCUCCAUGGAUCAAGGUUUUGGAGAAACCCUUAUACUCCGACCAGGCAAAAGCUGGAGCAAAACUAGUGUACCUAUCCAUAGAUCGAUGCGAUGGAAUAUUCGUUAUUGGGGCAUAUAAAUCCCAAAAGGAGGCGUGGCAGAACUGUAAGAAAUACUGGUCCGAUCUAGCAGUAUGUUCUUCAAUGUCAGACCUGAAAGAUUGGCAUGAUGAAGGCUUUCAUCACGCACAGGUCAGGAUCGCAAGUAAAUGGCAUAAGUGGUCUUUGAAGGAAUACAGAAUGAUGUAA